AACCCGCCUUGUUGGUCCACUUUUGCCUUCUUCUGCCACUCAGUCAGUCCCUGCAACUUCGGAUGCGCGGCCACUGUCAUAGGGCACGGCAUCCCCAUCAAUUCUGGCCCGGCUGUGGAUGGAUCCCAAGAUCCUGCACCCUGUGACUAGCAGAUCUACCCUCAUCGUUCAUCUGGGAUGCUUGUCUGGACGAGGAGGAGCUUGCAGCCUGCCUGAGCAAUCGAUACAUACCCACCACACCACACACGCCCAUACAUACCCUCGGGAUACCUCUGACUUAGUACAAAGAUCCCACUUGUUAUCCCCCCCUCCUCCCAACACACCUUGACACCGUCCGCGUCAUAGCAUACUGCUUGGUACAUACAUGACACUGAGGUACAUGGUCACAUCUCGAUAUCCAUACUGUCCACUGCCCACUGCCCACACCCCCUUCACUCCACCGAGCCUCUUGGUUUCGAUACUCGGAUUAUUGAGCUGCCAUCUUGCAACAUACUUCACCUGCCUCCAGUACUUGUGAAUCGCAAGCUCGCGCAUUCCUCGACAGACUUUCUACUGUUCUUGUUCUCCUCCCCCACAUCCUCCGUUUUUGCCAAAACGUACCUGCCCACCUACUCCCUUGUCAUCGGCAACCAAGCUGUUGUGAGGGAAAACCACCGGCUAAGCAACCCAACGCUUCUCGUACCGAGUUUGCUUGCACCUUCACCCCUCUCUCUCCCCACGCAACGCGACAAAAACAACAUCAACAUCAAUCAACCACCACCAACCACCUACCUGGAGCUCUCCUUCCUUCUCCGUCCUUUGGACCACCCAUCUGAAAGAGCAAUUGCGAGACGGCAGGCUUCUCCAGCCAUUCGGCUUUCUUCGCCACCAGGCACUGAUCUCCAGGCCACCUCCGGAGCUUUUAGUCCUGACCCUCGGCCCGCGACUGCCCUGGGCCGCACGCAAAGCACCCCCGCGGUACACCUGCAACUGCACCUCGUACAACGAAUCCCGGACAGCUUCAGAUCCAGUCUUGCAAAGCGGCACGCGCCACCACACAGGUGCCUCUGACGAUCUACGCGGAAUUAGCGUUGGUUCUCUCCCUGCCAGGUUCAACACAUCGUCCACCGCGAUUCCGUUUCCGAUUGAGGCCCCAGCUUCCUGUUAGGCCAUAUCCCUUCUCGCAACACCCUGCCGAGGAGCCUGAGCUUCCUUUCCGAUCGUAGGCCGCAUUACCGACGCUGGUGCACGACGGCCAUCUCUGGCUACGGUGCUUCCAUCCACUCUGCAAAGGCUGCUUUCACCUUCCUCGUGCCCCUCCUGCUCUUGAGCCAGUUGUCUUCGCUCGAGGAUCCGAAGAGUGUGCGACUGGCUUCCUCACGGCACCAUUUCUCCACUUCCACGUUGUGGUAUAUCCCUGGCAGAGCAGACUGCUGUUCACUCAUACCAACGUCAUUCUGCCGCCGCUCAGAUCGGCUCGCCGUGCUUCGCUCGGUAAUUUCCGCGACAAGUCCUCCGCGACCGCUCGUGGUUGAAUGGGUGACACCUUUCAGGGCUUCAACGUACCCAUUCGGCAUCACUAAACUCCAGUGCUAGCAGUCCAACUUCUUCCCUUGUCCUUUGCCCAGAGGAAACACAGAAGACCUUCGGAUUCCAUAGUCUCUCGGGAGACGAGCAGACUUUCGUGAUUGCCCUGGUCGAGAAGCUGGCUGGCGAAGCCCCACGCGCAGCAUGGAAGACCCCUCCCACUUCAACACCAGCGACCUUGUCGACUUCGACCCAUAUCGAGAAACACUUGAAGACGAGGUUAUUGUGGCCUCCACAGAGCUCCUGUCAACGUCACAACAACCCUACUCAUCAAUGGACCCUUCCCUAAUCCCGAGCCCGCGCUCUUCUUUGGGUCAAUCUCCAGUCAUGGCCUUCCAGGACAUAACAUACCCUGACCAGGCUUUCGACCCGAGUCUCUUGGCCCACAAGCCGCCUGCGCCGACACAAAGCAAGAUUUCGGAGCCACUGACACCAGCCUCUUUCGGGGACCGAGCUUCAAUCAGCACCAAGUCGAGCUCCACUUCCAUUCCUUCACUGAAGGAUCCUACCAUGCCUUCGACACACAACAAUCAACGUGAGAACUUGGAGCCUCCGAAGAAAAAGGCUCGUCAGAGGCAGCUCAAACCUGCCAAGCAGGAAUCAGAAGAUGAUGACCAAGAAGAAGACGAGUCCACGGAGAAGCGAAAAAAAUUCCUCGAGAAGAACCGAAUCGCCGCGAGCAAGUGUCGGGAGAAGAAAAAGAAAUGGGUGCACGACUUGGAGUAUAACAAAUCCCAACUGGAGCGGCUGAACAUGGAGCUCCGCUUGGAGCACCGCGGGUUGAUCAGCGAGCUCAACCAGACGAAGAGUAUGCUGAUGAGCCACGCGGACUGCAACGAUCCCAACAUCACCGAGUGGCUGAACCACCAAGCACGAAGGAUUGUACAGAGCACCGGUUCCAGCCUUUUCUCGAUACCGAACCCACUUUCGACGUACCCACCCCAGGGCCAACCUCGGAACAGCAGCAUCGUGUCUGGAGGCUCCAUGGUAGAUCUUGACCCAUCGUCGCGCCGGGCCAGUAUAUCCUAUUCGCAGGGCCGUUCCUCAAUGGACACGACACCACCGAUUGACCCUGCGUUACCGAUGUCAUCCGUAUCGCCACGAGUCAAGGAGGAAUCCAUCGGCAACCUCGACCACAUGCGCUGGAUAAACGAAUGAUUAUGGAGACCCGACAAGACAGGCUGCCAGGUCGAUGACUCUGCCAAUCUGACGUACUGGAAACCUAAAAGUCGCAGCGUUCCCGGUUGGCCAUGGAACGGCCGGAGAUCAGCACGUCCGCUGGUCGAUUUGAUUGCAUUUUAGUAAUUCUUUUGAGGAUACUGCUCCAUCUCUAGCAGCAGAUUAGCCUUUUCAUUGGAGCUCCGACGCCACCUGGAAUCCCAUUGGCCAUUGUUAAGGUAAACAACGUUGGGAAAAAGCUGGGACAGGUACUGAGACGUGCCUAUCACCUAGCAUUGGGACCACAGGAAGGCAUAUGGGUGGCUGUCAUUGUCGUUCAAUGCAGAAAAAUGGAGCUCGCAGCUCAAAAUGGUGCGAGAGAAAAUCCAUGCGUCUUGGGAGCGGAUUUGGCUCCUGGCUUUUACCUUUUAUGCAAGUCUUUCGAGAACGGCGUCAGCCCGUUGGCUUGCACGGGAACGGUGUGGACUGCAUAAUAGCUUUGGCGUUCUCGGUCAGUCAUGAUAUGGAGUCGGACGGACACAGGAUGAAUGCAGGCAGCACCGGGAUUGUUUUGUAAGGAGAACAGAAAUUUUAUGAGUGACGAAGUGGCAGGAAGGGAUCGUGGCGUCCUGUAGGUUUUUGGGGCGAGGCAUCGCAGAUUUGAGCCAACUUAAUGCUCUAGUAUCAGAAACCUGACCAAAACAUGUCGUCAUCUGCGUCUUGUGGUUACUUGUUGACGGGGUUGGGCUUGGCUAGGGCAACAUCCUGAAGCCUUCACUUCGUCAUGAUGAGGUCUAACGGAGGGUCCAGGGCCCUUGUUGCGGCUGGCUUCGCGACGAGUGUUCAAAGACUCUUUGAGGAAGAAUUACUGCAGUGUACGUAGAUAUAGUAAAACUGUACAACUCAAAACCCAGAAAGAAAAGAGAUUUUCCAACUCGAAGCUCG
Messenger RNA from Diaporthe batatas, 3669 nucleotides. RefSeq lists its product as uncharacterized. Gene Ontology annotation, molecular function: DNA-binding transcription factor activity, RNA polymerase II-specific; RNA polymerase II cis-regulatory region sequence-specific DNA binding. The transcript has 2 exons. Lineage: Eukaryota; Fungi; Ascomycota; Sordariomycetes; Diaporthales; Diaporthaceae. The record is from RefSeq and is a predicted model, not a curated record. The coding region runs from base 1711 to 2724 and encodes 337 amino acids. Gene Ontology annotation, biological process: regulation of transcription by RNA polymerase II.